GACUCAAACAAUCAUAAGUCAAUGUUGGCCUUGGACUCUGUGAAAGUAUUUAUCCACCAAAAGCGAAUCUGCCAAAUCUUUAUCCAUUUCUUUUUAUUUUCCUUCUGAAAUAAAAAUCCGCAACGAAAUUCAAAUUUUUGUGGGCAAAUUGUGGAAUUUUCCCCAUUAUAUACAUAUAUUUAUAUGUAUUUAUACUCAUAUUAGGGUUUGUAUAAGCUAGGUUUUGUAUGAUUGAAGAAGUUGAUAGCUUGUCGCCAUGAGGAAGAAGCUCGCCACCCGCUUUCCUGCUUCUCGAAUCAAGAAGAUUAUGCAAGCUGAUGAGGAUGUCGGGAAGAUUGCGAUGGCUGUACCGGUUUUAGUUUCUAAAGCUUUGGAACUAUUUUUGCAAGAUCUUUGUGACAGGACUUAUGAGAUUACUCUAAAAAGGGGAGCAAAAACUGUGAAUUCUUUGCAUUUGAAGCAAUGUGUACAGAGCUUUAACGUGUUUGAUUUCCUGAAGGACACUGUAAGUAGGGUUCCUGAUUUAGGCUGUUCAGAAGCUUCUGCUGAUGAUAGAUCUGCUACCAAAAAAAGGAGGGUCUCAGAAGACGAAGACAAUGGCACUGAUGGUGAGUCUAAACGAAUCCACAUGCCUGAGACUGGCCACAUCAGCACUGGUGGGAGAGUUAGGGGAAGAGGUAGGGGUCGGGGUCGGGGUCGAGGUCGUGGUAGGAACAAAGGUAGUCACACUCAAGAGAGAGAAUUGAAUACUCAGUAUGAGAAAUUUGAAGACUAUCCAGAUGUUUCUCCCCAGAAUGAUGAGAAGCAAAAUGAAAAUUUUGAAAAGCCAGACAAUUUUGCAGGUCCUGCAGAUUUUAGCAAUAUGGGUGGGAAGGAGGCAGAUAUGUCAGUCAGAAAUUUCGAUCUUAAUGUGGACUUACAUGAGAAUGGGAAUUCCACACCAGUAAUGGCUGGAGGCACUUCUAACUUGAGUACAAAUGCAGCUCUUGAAAUGAAGCAUGAAGAAAUUCCUGGUUGGUCCCUCAAUGAUGUGGAAGGGAUGACGAUCGAUCCUACUCAACUUGCCAAUAUCAAUAGGAGGAUGGAUGUGGAAGAAGAAGAAGAUUAUGAUGAAGAAGAAUAAUAGAACGGGAUCCUGCCAUUUUGUGAAGUAGUAAGCAAUCGUAUCUCAUACAGGUCUGCGCCAUGCAGCAGAUGUUUAUAUAUGUUGUUAACUAGCUGGUAGCAGAUUAGAGACCGUAGGAGACAACAAAGGAAAACAAAAUUAGUUUGGGACAAGAUGCGGAGUUUCCUUGUCAGCUCAUUUAGGAUUUUGUACUAUAUGAUUCUGUAUGGCUAACCGAGAGCAAGACCAAUAAAUACUUCAAUUCUCGCCUGGAAUUUGGGAAAAGAAUGAUUUUCUCUUA
Olea europaea var. sylvestris is the source of this 1406-nucleotide messenger RNA. Its product is annotated as dr1-associated corepressor-like. Gene Ontology annotation, biological process: regulation of DNA-templated transcription. Gene Ontology annotation, molecular function: protein heterodimerization activity. Gene Ontology annotation, cellular component: nucleus. The transcript is spliced from 6 exons. Bases 257 to 1123 code for a protein of 288 amino acids. NCBI's taxonomy places the organism in Eukaryota, Viridiplantae, Streptophyta, Magnoliopsida, Lamiales, Oleaceae. The record is from RefSeq and is a predicted model, not a curated record.